Messenger RNA from Laetiporus sulphureus 93-53, 213 nucleotides. RefSeq lists its product as uncharacterized. The annotation marks the transcript as partial. The transcript has a single exon. Lineage: Eukaryota; Fungi; Basidiomycota; Agaricomycetes; Polyporales; Laetiporaceae. The record is from RefSeq and is a predicted model, not a curated record.
UUUCGCUUGUGUGGUAUUAUUUACUUUGGUGAGUUUCAUUUUACUGCAAUGAUUGUUGACAUGAAUGGUCAGACACAGUACAAUGAUGGAAUUGUUAUAGAUAAUGCUUCAACAUCAGAAUACCCUGUGAAGAUGGCACACCAUACUCUCCUCAACAAAGCACAUAGCAGAUUUAGCUUUGUAACAAUCUACUCUAAACUCUGCUUAACCUAA